UUGUGCACAGCGUAAUAUCUCACCAUUUCAGAGAAGGCAAGAUGAACUCGACAGCAGAACCAAACGUACAAAACUUGUUUCGCGACCAGAUGGCAGUCAAAGCGAUAAUGACUCUUCUCUACGUUAUCAUCUUAAUCCUAAGCAUCGUAGGCAAUGCUUUGGUCAUAACAAUAAUUUGCAGGUUUAAACAUUUGAAGCGCGUUCCCGGCAAUCUUUUCAUUGUGAAUCUCGCUUUGUGCGAUUUGCUUACCCCACUGAUUAGCAUUCCUCUUGAAAUGGCGUUGGUAGAAAACAGUGGCAAGUGGCCAUUCGGGUCCUUCUUGUGCAAGAUGUUUCCAGUGGCCGCAACUUUGUUUGCGACUUCUUCAUCCCUCACACUGGCAGCAAUCUCACUGGAUCGAUACAGGACACUGAUGCAUCCAUUCAAGCAGCGUUUGGACACAAGAACCGUCAAGAAGCUUAUUGCGUUUGUUCACUGCUUUUCAGGGAUCUUGGUCAUUCCCUAUUUGAUAACCUCGCGAUUGUCACCAAAUUCCGUUUGUGGAGAAGUUUGGCCUAACGAAGUCCUCUCCAAGAUUUACACAUUUGUUCUGUUUCUUGCCCAGUACGCUCUCCCUCUGAUGUUCAUGGCCUUCAUGUACAUCCACACAGCAAGGAAUCUCUUCAUGACCACGAGCAAGGCACGUUCCUUAUCGUUUUCAUCUGCAUCGUCGAAGGAUAGAAGAAAUGGGUCACCAAAACCGGACAACAGUCCAAAAGCCUCAGAGGAUGGAAGCCUAAACAACACCCUAGAUAAACACUUUCGUCAGCACCGUGACCAUAACGCUCAAGUUACUAAAGUUUUUGUGGCCAUCGUUGUGAUAUUCGCUUUGUUUACGUUGCCCAUUGAGGUCCUAUGGAUUUGGGGAGACUUUGCUGGAGGGAAAACCCACAGACUCUACCCAACUAUAGCCGUCAUCUGCCGUCUUUUUACAUACGCCAAUAGCUGUUUGAAUCCAUUUAUCUUCUACAAGUUUAACCGCGAUUUUCACCAGGGGUUUGUGGCCGUCUCCAGACAUCUAUCCUCUUGCGGAGAUGAUAGCUCUCUGCAAUCCAACAGCAGUUCUCCCGUUGGAAAUGGAAAGUACGCUCCUUUGUGGCUGACACCACGUGGGUCAUUGAGCACACCAAGGUUUCUAACACCCAGAGGAUCAUUUCAAAGUAUUCCAAGACAUUCAGGGAACUUUUUGGAUCACCAGUCAAAUACAAAUCAUAACGGCAACAAAAUGAAAAAGUGCUUGGAUAUCCCUUCAAUGGACCAACCGUGUAGUCAUUCGAAAGCGACCCAUGUUUCGAACUAUCUCAGUGGAGAUACGCUGGGUUUCCCAGCUUUGAACAGUGCCUCGGAUCCUUGCAUUUCGAAUGCUAACUGCAAAAUAUCUAUAAACGUUUCCUUUUACGAAAGCGAUUUAACCAUCGAGUUGGACAGGUUAGAGUCACUUGCGGGUCUUCCCCAGACAGACUGUUAGUAAGGAAAUUAUUCGUGAGGUUUAUCAAAAUACUGAAAGAAUUUCUGAAAAUCAAAAUUUUUAGAAUGACAAGAGAAGGUUAAGUUGUGUCUCUCCGAAGAAACUGUAGCCUUAACCUCACCGUACCGUAAAUAUUUUGUAGAGCGGUAUUUUCAAAGGAAAUGCCCAGAACCUGCGUCAAUGUGACCUCAAAUACAACUUACUGACACAUUUUCAAAACAAUUUCUUAAUUAUUCGUGAUUCAAUUUUCAAGACGCUUAUAUAUUUGUGUGUAUGUGCGUGUGUGUGUGUGUAUAAGAUGGACCAUCUUGUUAUCACGACAAAAAGCUCGUAAUCUCCUC
Messenger RNA from Pocillopora verrucosa, 1849 nucleotides. The record is from RefSeq and is a predicted model, not a curated record. NCBI's taxonomy places the organism in Eukaryota, Metazoa, Cnidaria, Anthozoa, Scleractinia, Pocilloporidae.